CCGGCCCCCGGACCAUUGGUAACCUAGUAUAUAUAUAUAUAUAUAUAUGGAUCAUCUAAAGAAGGGGAGUCUUCGGGAUUUGAUCAAGAUGCCUUAUGAAGAGCAAGUGUCCAAGGUCGAGGCACCAGUUAGGAAUGCUGAUGGGCUAGAAAUGACAGUUCCGAAAGGAAGAAGCGGAGCAGAGCUUAGUGAGUCAUGGUGGGGCAGCUCGUUAGGAAGCGAGGCAUUUAUGUGGGUAGAAACGAGUUGGAAUGUGAGGGAGGAAUGGCGUGGUGUGAGAGUCACCAUCUACCUGGCUGCGAUUCUCUGGCGUGAUUAUGAAUCAAAUUUCGAUCAAGGGUUGGAAGACUAUCUGCUGUUACUCACAGGGAUGGCAGAAGUAAGGCUCAGAGUUUGGGAGAGGGAAGGUCCAUGGAUAGACACAAGAGAAGUUAUGAAGGAAAUCAAAAUGCUUCCGGCCAAAGAUUUUACUCUUCCGGUCCGUUACGUUAGAACCACGCUCCCGGAUUUUAUGGUCGAAGAGGUGUUUUUUGGUCAAGAAAGGUUAGAGAUGGUCACUAAAGCGGCACUGAGAGUACCUAAUAGGGGGUAUGAUUUUUUCACCCCUCACAUGAUUUACUACCUAUACCUAGAAAUGGACUCCGAACUCACCAACAGUGAUUUUAGCAACAUUCUGUCUAUCGUAAACGCGUAUGCUAGAGUUUAUUUCAUGGAAGAGCGAUUUGGUUACUGGGAGAAAUUGAAGGAGGAAGUGCGGUCUGGAAUCUACAUGGAUGACAUUCCCAUCAUGUUUGGGUUAGUCUACAACUUCUGGUCUGAGGACUGGGUGACGGUAGAAGAAAUGGAAGAGGAAGAGAGGGUUUAUAUUCUAAAAGGAUAUGAGGCGAUGGAAUUAACGCGGGGAGGUGCGCCUGGGAAAAAAACAUCCUGGGAGACAAUAAAAAGAAAUUUGGCAUCCGAUGACUUGGACCAAGUGUUUCAUCAUCAGGUGAAAAUGGAAAAAAGGAAAAGGAAGGAGGUGAGUGCAAUUCAGGGGGCGGAUUUAGCCUUAGGAGGGGUCUUGAGUAGUAUGGCGGCUCAACUCAAGGAGAUGAAGGAGCAAAUGGCGCCAGGGAAGGUGAUGGCGGUUGGUCAAGCAACAAACAAAAAGAGGUAUGGAGAAGAAGAUGAAGGAGAUAAGGAAGAAGAGGAAGAAGAGCCGGAACAAACCACCAAGGCUAAAACGACCCAGAAAAAGAUCAAGAAUCAAUCAACGGGGAAACAAGGAACUGGCAAGGGGCAGAAUCCUCAACACGCUGGGACGUCAGAAGCACAGACUCCCGCAACCCAUCUCACACCAUGGCCGGUUGUGGCUCCUAUGGGGAACAAGAACAGAGCAGAUGGAUUGAGCAGGAUAGAAUGGGAGAAACCUGAAGAAGCUAAGGAAGAGACACCGCCAGUAGAUAGGUUCUUGGAAGAGGAUGACAUGCAACUUCACGUCAAUGCGUGGGCCUUGAGAGUCGAGGAUGAUGGGGUGCGAGAGGAAAGACUUAUGUGGUUUGCAACAACGACCUUUGUGAAGGAUGAAAGGCUUAAUCCUGUAAAAGGAGCGACGAUGACAUGGAAGGGAGGGGUAGCGGGGCCUUCCAGGUCAGCUUCUGGUAAGGAACGGCGACAGGGAUUACGGCGAUUAACCAGGGACGCAGAUGGAAUGCCGAUCUACAAGAAGGGGGACAAUUUGAGGUUGUUCCUAAGAGAGUUCGAGGACUACGCAUUCAAGAGAGAGUGGGACACCCCGACCAUGUUGAUGAAGGUGAAUGGUGUGGGGGAGUGUCAGUUAAAGGUUGAGGAAAUUACCACCGACUGCCUAGGAUGGAUGACUUUCAAGACAGAGAUGUGGGUUGAGUAUGGGGACUUGAGGAGAGACGAGAUCGAGGAUGAUAUCAUCUUUGAUGGAACGAAUGUGGAGAACUUUGAGGACAGCCUCCCUCUGUGUGCUGAAAAGAAAGGGUGGAAGGAAGAGGAAAAGUUGGAGCAGGUGAUGGCGAGAGUGGACCCGAGGGAAUAUGAGAGUAUGAGGAAGAUCAAGGAGGAGUCAGAUACCUGGGGUGGGUUUCUUGUCAAGUUUAGAAGAACCUACACUCUGGCCGUGCUUGACAAAAAGAGGACAACAAUUCAGAAGGGAGAUGGAUCAGCGAGAAGGACCGCAAGAGUUCAAGAAAAGAGAAGAGGCAGGAAAAAGAAGCAAAGCAAGGAAGAAGAAGAGGGAGAGAGGGAACAUGACAUGAUGAGAGAAGAAGAAGGGAAGAAGGAAGUGGAGGGGGUAGCAAGAGCAAAAGAGGGCACAAAAGAGAAGAAGGAGAGGGAAGAAGAAGGAGAGAAGGGAUCGAAUAUGAUGAGUGGAAAAGAAGGGAAGAAGGAAGUGGAGGAGGUAUCAGAGGAGAAAAGAGGCGCGAAGGAGAAUGAAGAAAAGGAAGAGGAAAGGAAUCAGACAGAAAAACAGACUGAAAUGACAGCCUUUGAGAAUCCUCUCAGGGAACAAGGAUCAAAGAGAAUGACCAAGGAAGAGAGGGAAAAGAGAGAGGAAGAAAAUAAAGAAUGGAGGAACAGAAUGGUUGCAUCAAUGAAGGAAGGUGAAUUAUCUGCAGAUGCCCCUUGGAGUGAGAAAAUUGAGAGGAUCUUGUUGAUCGAAUCAAUCAGGGGCUCUAAGCUACGGUCAGACCUUGACAAGCUGAUCCGGCUGCAUGAGUUGCUUCGGGAUGACUGUGAGUGGCUCCUUGAGAGGGGAGCCGAGAUAGUUGAGAAAUUGGAAGGAGCAGGAAGGAGCCAGAGAGGGAAUGACAAGGAUGGAAAGAUGGAGGCCUCGAUGAGAGAAUUCCAAGAAAGGGUAAAAGAGAAGGAAAAAUUGUUCACUCAGGGGGUAGCAAGUCACAUCCCUGAAAUUCUGAAAGAGAUCCAGAGAUUGAGAAAAAAGGAAGAAGGCAGGGAUGCACAGGUGGAGAAGAUAGGAAAAGAAGUGGAAAGCAUGAGGGCUUAAAUGAGCAAGGUAAGGGAAGAACAGCAAGAGCUUAAGAAGC
This is a messenger RNA of Chara braunii, 3056 nucleotides long. The record is from the annotation of a GenBank genome assembly. NCBI's taxonomy places the organism in Eukaryota, Viridiplantae, Streptophyta, Charophyceae, Charales, Characeae.